Molecule: messenger RNA, 4102 nt
Organism: Zootermopsis nevadensis
Lineage: Eukaryota; Metazoa; Arthropoda; Insecta; Blattodea; Termopsidae
Gene: STUB1
Product: STIP1 homology and U-box containing protein 1
Biological process (GO): protein quality control for misfolded or incompletely synthesized proteins; positive regulation of proteolysis; proteasome-mediated ubiquitin-dependent protein catabolic process
Cellular component (GO): cytoplasm; Z disc
Molecular function (GO): protein-folding chaperone binding; ubiquitin protein ligase activity
Source: RefSeq, a predicted model, not a curated record
AGGGGUUAAGGCGUGCGCAUUCUAGUAGCCAAUGAUGGCGUCUCGUCAGUGAGAAAUAUUGCGUGCAAAGAUUGUUAUUUGUGUUUACCAUACGUAUUAUAUUUCACUGUUGUGUAUUGUUGAUGUAAUUCAGGAAAGUAAUUGGCAUUUAAAAUCCGCAAUGAGCAAGUACAUGUAUUCUACAGCAAAUUUAUCAGACAAGGAAUUAAAGGACCAAGGAAACAGAUUUUUCAGCUUGAGAAAGUAUGAAGAUGCAGUGUCGUGUUAUACAAAAGCCAUUAUUAAAAACCCCAACAUCCCAACCUACUUCACUAAUCGGGCCCUUUGUUAUCUGAAGCUGAAACGAUGGGAAGCAUCAUGUCAGGAUUGUCGGCGAGCUCUUGACAUGGAUCCUAAUCUGGUGAAAGGACACUUCUUUCUUGGCCAGGCACUCCUUGAAAUGGACAACUAUGAUGAAGCAAUAAAAUAUUUACAGAGAGCAAAUGACUUGGCUAGAGAACAGAAAUUAAACUUUGGUGAUGACAUAGCAAGUCAGCUACGAGCUGCUCGGAAGAAGAGGUGGAAUGUUCAAGAGGAGAAGAGGAUAGCACAAGAAAUUGAACUGCAGUCUUACUUAAAUAGAUUAUUACGUGAAGACGCAGAAAGGCAAGUUGAAAAACUGCGAUAUGAAAAUAGCGCCAAUGAAGAUCAAAUACAGGACAAGAUAACAGAAGUGGAGCAGCAAAGUGAAAACAUCACAAGUGAAUUGAACUCAAUAUUUGCAAAAGUCGACGACAGACGAAGAAAACGUGACGUUCCAGAUUAUUUAUGUGGGAAAAUAAGUUUUGAGAUCCUUUGUGAACCCGUCAUCACGCCCAGUGGUAUCACGUAUGAAAGAAAGGACAUCGAAGAGCAUCUGCAGAGGGUGGGACAUUUUGAUCCUGUAACAAGAGUGAAGUUAACGCAAGACCAGCUUAUUCCAAACUUUGCGAUGAAGGAAGUGGUCGAUGCGUUUCUGCAGGACAAUGAGUGGGCUUUGGAUUACUGACACGCCAUGAGAAAAUAUGUUAUUCGUUAUCCUUCCAGCCAUGUGGAAAGCUACAGAGUGCAAAUAUUUACAUAAAUAGCCUAUGCAGGACAUCGUAGUUUUGGUUUUGAUUGCAAAAUAUGUGGCUCAUGCCCUGAUGAUAAUAUUGUAGCACAAAAAUGUGAAACUAGGCUAUAAAAUUAAUAAAAUACCAGACCACAGCGUAUAGUGUAAAUAACAACUUGGUGUCGAACCCUCCGCCGCGUAUGUCGGAACUCGAGCGCUGCCCAUCGUACUCCUACUUCGGGAUGGGAGUCACUAGGGCGUUAUUCUGUCCUUGUCUUUGUAACUUUUGUUUUGUGGGAGUAUUUAAUUGGGGAAAUUUUGAGAUUAUUACUUUGGAUUCUGUUCAGGAUAUCAAGUAAAAUCUUUAUAUAACAGUUUAGUUUUUCGAUAACGUGUGGUCAGUAUCAAAAAGUGUAGCUGGUAGGCAACAGAAGUGGUUUAGAGUAUUUGAAACUACAUAAAGGAAAGUAUAAGUCGGAUUAUAAUAUUGCUCGGUCAACUAGAGAAGCUACUAGUGUAUUUAUCUCAUCUGUAAAAAGAAUCUUGAAGGAUGGAAAGAGAUUUUCUUCUCAAAAUCCUGCAUUUCCAUCGCCAAAAAAGAAAUCUCUCGGAAAGAAACGAAUAGAAUUUUGCAGCGGUUGGCUGUCUUCUGUAUUGUAGCUCCGUAUAGUCUUGUAGCGUUUCAGAGGCCCUUGCUGCCCCCAUCAUCAGGGUGAUCAUUAAGCUCUGCGCAUGGAAUUGGUUUGGAAAUUGACGGUUUUCGCAUACCCUCGGCCUGACAAGUGGGGAGUGGCGUCACGAUCAGGUAGGGGCCUGGGAACCAAUAGGAACUGCAACCUGACAAGCAGGAGGCGUAAGGACUUGACAGAAGGAUCUGAGAAAGCAGCCCUCGUGGUCCAGUAGAUGAUCACUGGACAUACGUUAGGUGGAUGGAUGUGAUGAAAAUACGGUGAAAAUACGGACGUGCCGAGGGCUGGGUUGUAUCCUCAGAAUGACUAGCGACAGUAGCCCAGUUGGAACUGGCGCUGCUGUAUUAUUAGAUGCUUCCUAUGUCCAUGACCAGCUCAGGCGAAGGCCGUCCUCUGUUCGUGUUUGGAUUUAGCUUGAUCUUGGUUGACUUCCUGAUCGUCCAGUGCACACAUCUGGAUUUGGCGGACAGGAUUGCGAUGUCCUGGAGUUGAAUGCCGUGGCCCAAGUUGAUGCUGUGUUCGGCCAUGGCGGAUUUGUCUGGAUGCUGCAACUGGAUGUAGCGCCGGUGCUCCUCGACUCUGGUCUCGAUAGAAUGGCCGAACUGCCCAAUGUAGACUUUACCACACUUGCAAGGCACGAUGUAUACACCAGGAGUCUACAGAGUCCCAGGUCAUCCUUCACAGGCCAAAGGAACACUCGACUUGUGCUGCUUGAGAGGGGACGGUGUCGAUCAGCUAUCGCUCCCACCUUCUGUCACUCUUCAGAAGUUCUGCACUGAGUUGCUGCACUAUGAUAUAAAUCUGUAAACUACUCGGAAGUAUUUUAUGUUUUUACGGUGGUGAGUUCAAAGACGGCUGCCUUCUGGUUUGUAGCGCCUCCAUCAUCAGAGCAAUGUUGGUAAACAUGGAACGACAACCCAGAAGACCUCUGUACAUUAUUCAACCACCAUUUUAUGUUACUCAAAAGAGUUUUGCAAAUUGUACCUCGCUGAUUGGCGUCAUUGACAGGGAAAUUUGAGUCUGUUAAAGCAGUAAAAAUCUUUGCAUAUGCCAAUAAGUGGUCAUUCUUCAGCGUAACAGUUUGUUUUCAUGAAAUUGCUUGAAUAUAAAACUUACGAAAAAAAACACAACUUAUAUCAUUAACCCCCUAAAGACAAGCCCAGAUUAAAAGAAAUUAAGUUUUUAACUAAAAUGUGUUCAGAGAAUGUAUAAGAGGUUUUAUUUUUUCCCCUUCUAGACAUUCCAUUUGUGAGGUACAUUUUGAUUCUUCUUAAAGAUGUCUUAAACCUUUUCCUUAUAUAAUUAUCAAUAUUAUUGAGAGAAUGAUUUCUCGGUGGAAACUUUUAUUUGAGAUGUUGAGUGUGCUCUUGUGACUAGAUAACCGUAUAUCUCAAUCAGUUUGUGGAGUGUUUAUAAUUUUGAAAAAAUUGUCGUAUGAAGAGCUGUGGUCGAUUGAGUCCCUACCAUUUUUUAAUAUUUAAUUGGCAGAUUCAGUUUCGUUUCAUCUGUUCGUGUAAUUUUAACAUUACGACAGAUUUAAGAUGAGGGUGCAUUUGCAUAUACAAGCCUAUAUAAUUGUAUGUGCAUUUCCUUUUUGUUUUGUAUGUUUAUAAAUGGGCCCGUCUCUCGGCUUAUACUCUGUAAUGCGACACUUAAUUUAGUGAUAUCUAUGAUUAUCAUGUACAGAUCACAAAGAAAUUAAUUUGUAUAGAUGUUUUUGUUUCUUGUAUUGGUAGAUCUGGAUUUUUAUCUUAAAAUGGUUGUAAAUACGUGAAAGUGGUUUUUAUAAUAAAAAAAUUUCAAAAUGUUACACGAUACAAGAAAAUUUUCAUGUAUCAAAACCUCUUUAUAACAAAGCAAAUUAUGGAUCUCAGGGACUUAUAUUUAAGCCCAUUUCUAUAGGCUGAAAUCUAUAUAGCGUGUUGACGAAUUAAAGCUGUCCCUGCGCUUAAGCACCACGCCGUCGGGAAAUAUGUAUCUGUGUAACAAAUUCCAAAAGGCUGGUUUUGAAUUUCAUUACAUGGAAAUUUCAUUGUAUUUUCCUAUCCCCUCCUUCAAAACCUUUACGUCGCAUUUACAGUAAAAGUUGUAUUAGGUACCGAAACUCGACGCAGCUCAGAGACGAAGCAGUCGCACACGUGAGGUUACCUUGACCUCGCUGUGCCCAGGAGUCAGGUACAUACUUAGUAUAUAAGGAGUUAAAAUGACUUCAUCCAAGACCAAAGCAAGGGAUGAAAAGGCCAUAUUAUUAACUGCAUUAUACUUUGUUUUCUAUAAAUUUAUAUGUUCACAGUGUUAUGAAUAUAUCAUUUAUAAAUAAAUCCCACAAUGGUGCAACAAA